AUGUUUGAUCCGCUUCCAGGGCGACAGGUGCAGAGUUUGAUCCAUGAAAAUAAUGAAAAAGAUGGAGAUGAUGGUGUUGAUCAAUCGAGAAGUUUCAUUGUUUCUAGAGCUAUAGGAGACCGCCUUAUGGACCGCCAAUAUAUUGGAAGCCCACUUGAUCGCGAAAGGGGUCCAAUGAAGGCCUUCCGUACAGAUAGUCAUGGUGGUGCAGCUCCUAGGACACCAACUCUCCAAGACAAGCAAACCUCAUCAGAUAUGGAACUAAUGAAGGAAAGGUUUGCGAAGCUGCUUUUGGGUGAAGAUAUGUCAGGAGGUGGAAAGGGUGUCUCUUCUGCUUUGGCUUUGUCAAAUGCAAUUACAAACCUUGCUGCAUCUGUUUUCGGAGAACAAAAGAAACUAGAGCCAAUGAAUCCAGAGAGAAAAUCAAGAUGGAGAAAGGAAAUCGAUUGGCUCUUAUCUGUAACUGAUCACAUUGUUGAAUUUGUUCCUUCACAACAAUCCAAGGAUGGAAUCAAUAUGGAGAUCAUGGUGACACGGCAAAGAAGUGAUCUGCUAAUGAACAUUCCUGCUCUGCGCAAGCUUGACACCAUCCUCAUCAAUCUCCUAGAUCAAUUUGGAAGCCAAAAUGAAUUCUGGUAUGUUUCCAAAGACAAGGAUGAUUCAGAGCAAGGAACGCCACCAAGAAAUGAUGACAAAUGGUGGAUUCCCACGGCCAAGGUUCCACAAAAUGGGUUAUCUGAUGCAACACGAAGAUGGAUGCAAUUUCAGAAGGAUUCCGUGAACCAAGUACUUAAAGCAGCCAUGGCCAUAAAUGCGCAAGUACUAUCAGAAAUGGCAAUUCCUGAAAUCUACAUUGAAUCCCUUCCAAAGAAUGGAAGAGCGAGCCUUGGAGAUUCAAUCUAUAAGAGUAUAACAGUAGAAUACUUUGAUCCUGAGCAAUUCCUCUCAACUAUGGACUUGUCAACCGAGCACAGAGUUCUAGACCUCAAGAACAGAAUCGAGGCCUCUAUUGUGAUUUGGCAGAGAAAGAUGCACCAAAAGGAUGGAAAGUCUUCCUGGGGUUCAGCAGUUAGCUUAGAGAAGCGGGAACUCUUUGAAGAUAGAGCAGAAACUAUCCUACUCAUCCUCAAACAGCGUACUUUCCUACAGGAUGUAGGACAGGCUAUCCUAGAAAGCUACUCAAGGAUAAUAGAAAGCUUGGCCUACGCAAUCUUGUCUAAGAUUGAUGAUGUCCUGUACGCUGAUUCCCUUACACAAAGCCCACAAUCGGAGUCCAAUCAGAAGCCAGAGGAAGAGCUGGACAAUCUGAGUUCUGCAGAGACGCCAACAUCAAUGACCCUCUCAGAUUUCAUGGGAUGGAAGGUGGAUCAGGGAGAGGCGAACAUGAAGAAAAUUCCGUCAACAGACAAAAUGGAGAAAGACUUCAAAGGUGUCAAAGGUGACCAGGACAAGAUUAAUGACAAACCCGCUACAACCCCUAGAAGGUUAUCCUACUUAGAAAAGCUUGAGAACUUGAGUGGACUGAGAAGUCCCACCGGUCGACAGUUUCUCUAA
Messenger RNA from Dovyalis caffra, 1554 nucleotides. NCBI's taxonomy places the organism in Eukaryota, Viridiplantae, Streptophyta, Magnoliopsida, Malpighiales, Salicaceae. The record is from the annotation of a GenBank genome assembly.